GCCUGCACUUGCUGCGGAGCUUGUUUCACUGGACUUGCCCUGGUAGGCGCAUCGCUUCGCUACGUCGAAGCCUACCUUACUGCGCCUGGCGCGGAUGGUGCCGAGGGCCCCAAGGAUGGGGCAGCCGCUACCGCCCCGGCGCCCGUUGAAGCCGUGCCCAACGGAACAGCCGCUAGCGUCGCGGCUGGACAGCCAGGUCAAAGUCUACCUGCAAAAAACCAGAGCCGUGAGCUUUACGAUGCCUGUUGGUACGGUGACUUUGAUGGUGCCUACGACGCCCUGGAGGCCGGAGCUGACUGCAACGCCACCUUUGGAGUGCGGAAGAUCUGCUCCUUGCAUGUGGCGGCUCGCACGGGGAACACGGCCAUCAUGAACAUGUUGUUGAGCUCUGCGCCGCAGGUUGACCUGCGAAAUAAGGACGGCGAGACACCGUUGUUCGGUGCUGUGACCGAAGGACAUGUGGGCACGACACAGGCCCUGGUGGAAGCUCGGGCGGAUGUCAACGCCCGGGACCACGAAGGAAGGACGGUUCUGCAGAUUGCCGAAACUCGCGGCUACCAGGAUUUUGUGGAGUUCCUCACAUCCUGCGGGGCGAAGGCGGGCACUGCCGAGACUGCUGAGACUGGCGGCUGA
Molecule: messenger RNA, 633 nt
Organism: Cladocopium goreaui
Lineage: Eukaryota; Dinophyceae; Suessiales; Symbiodiniaceae
Source: the annotation of a GenBank genome assembly